Molecule: messenger RNA, 531 nt
Organism: Cornus florida
Lineage: Eukaryota; Viridiplantae; Streptophyta; Magnoliopsida; Cornales; Cornaceae
Exons: 1
Coding region: 1-531 (176 amino acids)
Source: RefSeq, a predicted model, not a curated record
AUGGAAGCGACGACACCAAUCACACCCCUUCGGCGAAGAAACUCAAUCGCAACAUCGUUGGUCAUUCCCUCAAAGCUCACCUUCCAAACACUUCCCCACCAUGCCUCCAGCUUCCCCACCACCACCACCACCACCACUACCUCCUCUUCCUCAGCAUCAUCAUCAUCUUCAUCACAGUCAUUUCCCACCGUCGAUUUCGAACUUAUCUCCAUCAAACCCCUCUCCUACACCUCCCUGAAGGACGUCCUCCCCUCAACCGCCGUCAACUCCCCCACCGUCCAAUCCGGCUACGAGAUCUCCAUCCGCAACCGCCUCGUCAAGCAGGCCGCCUGGGCCUACCUCCGACCCAUGUCCAUCUCGCCGGACUCCUCCAGCCGCCACUUCCUCCACCGCCUGUGGGCUAGCAUCUCCGGCAGACUCCGCCUCAAAGCCACCGCUUUCCUCAGCCUCAUCAACUGCCACAUUCUCCCGACCCUAUCCCGAACCUUCGAUCGCUUGCUCCGAGCCAUUCGGAUCCCCAGUUCCAGAUAA